CUUUAAAAUGAGUACUGCGGGAAUGGCCUACGUGACAAAAUUUUCUUCUGGCUCUCUAGUUUUUAUUCUUGUAGGCGCUUGGAUGUGUUGUAUAAAUCUCUUCUUCCUUGGGAACAGUUUUUGGUAUCUGACAAGGCUAAAUUUCAGGGCAUCUGUCCUUUUUGAUUAAGAAUUUCAAGUACAUGCUAUUUGUUGUUAAGAACGUAUCAUGCAAAGCAGAUAUGAAUGAUAUCCUCCAACUUGAAGUGUUAUCGAAUUAAAGUUAUCAUUUGCAAGUAGAUGACAGACAAUAAACUUUUUAAAAUACUGGUAUAACUGAAAAAAGUUAGAUUCAUAAACGUGGCUCAUAUCAAUCGCUUAUUUUAUUAUCCUUCUGCAUAUAUCAUUGUAUUAGCGUUACCUGGUAACUCCGCUGUCACAAAAAUAUAUCGUGACGAAUGUGCGAAGUCAGUGGAAUUAUUCUCAAAUGAAUGUUUGCUUUUCAUUCCAGUGUAUCCUGAGAAAUAAUGAUGUUAGUGAAGAUUAUGUUGUGAUUGUAUUCUCUCACGUACAGCACUUGGAGUAGGAAACACUUGCGAAUUAGAGGCUGUCAAAUAUCCAAACUUCUAAAGUUCCUUAAUGGCUGAAGACCAUAAUGACAGUUCAUUUAACCACAGCUUCGAAUCGAGGAAUUCCUCCGUGUGUGGCUCUUCAGACUGUAUCCCGUGGCUUGCUGUGAGCAUCACUGAAUGUCUGGCCAUAGUCAUCUUUAAUCUCCUCACCAUUAUUGUAUUUGUGAAGCAGCGCCAGCUACAGCGCAGAAGCACUUACCUGAUCAUCCACUUAGCGGUAGUCGAUCUCUUGGUCGGAGCAGUCUCAGGACCUGUGAUUAUUGCUUACCUAUUUAAGUUUUACCUGGACUCACAAAAGAAGCAUUCAGUAAUAUUUCCAAUAUUUAGUGAUUUAUUUCCCACAACUUCAAUUGCAAAUCUUGCUGUCAUUGCUUUAGAAAGACGACAUGCCACAUUUUAUCCCUUUAAGUAUCGAGAAGUUAAGAAGUGGAUUUAUGGGAUCAUAAUUGUUGCCAUUUGGUUCGUACCUUUGUGUAGAGAGAUCGCUCAGGAUGUUUUAUACUAUCGAGAAGGGAAUUCGGAUCUUUCGAUAUUGUUUUCAAGAUUUAGUUAUGUAUUAUAUUCGUCAGUUUUUCUUAGUAUUAUCUGCAUUUCUUACAUUGCAAUUUUUAUAAAAAUCCGAUGCAGUCCUAAUCCUCAUUCUCACAAUCUUGGUCCAACUAAAAGAGAAAGAAGACUAACAACCACCCUUCUUUUCGUGACGCUUGCGUCUUUGCUGACUUGGCUGCCGUCUACCUUUUUCAGAAUCGCCAUAUUUUGGGGUCACAGAAUGAUGUCUUCUCAGUCCUUUUUUUAUAUUUACGUGACAGUGGCAGCGUUGAUUGGUGCCAGUUCCUUGGCAAAUCCAAUUGUAUAUGCCGUAAGGAUGCCGGAAUUUAGAGAAGGUUUGGUAAAAUUAUUCCGCAAAGCCCCGAAUCAUGCAUAUGAGGCUGAUUCACCACUAAGGACUAGGCAGUCCUCCCUACCCUAAACAGUAUUCCUGAGCCAAAAAUUUAACUUGUCGCAAGAAUCAUUUCCUGAAAUAUCUUGCAUAUAUAUGCGGUGUUCUUACUUUUUCCUUGAUACAAUGAUAGUAAUUUUUUUUGCAAAUUUAGUCUUAAUCGCCAUGGCAUGGGUGCCUUUUGAGUAUCACUUUUUUGCAUGAUCUACAUGCAGUUUCUAUAUCAUUGCGAUGUAAUAUUUCAAUAAAUGGCUUGAGCCAAGGAGUAACGUGAUUCUGUUAAGAGUCGGAUGAUAACUUCCACUUAGGACGUCAGUCACAUAUUCGAAUUAGAAUAACCGACGACAUUCCUUCUACCUUCAAGCAAACGGUUAGAUAACACGGUCAUAUUAAGCUGUUAAUAAGGAUUCCUUUUGUAAAUAUUAUUUAGCAAAUAUUAUUUGUAUUAUUAGUUCUCUAAGAAGGAAAGAAGAAAUAAGUGAGCUGUAAUUAAGCUAUGUAAUGUUAUUAUUGUGAUGCGUGUCUCGUUAGUUGAGUAGGCAUCGUGAGACCUUUUAAUGUAACAUUUGAUAAAAUGUAUAAAGUGUUGACAAAA
Molecule: messenger RNA, 2146 nt
Organism: Pocillopora damicornis (cauliflower coral)
Lineage: Eukaryota; Metazoa; Cnidaria; Anthozoa; Scleractinia; Pocilloporidae
Product: histamine H2 receptor
Biological process (GO): G protein-coupled receptor signaling pathway
Cellular component (GO): plasma membrane
Molecular function (GO): G protein-coupled receptor activity
Source: RefSeq, a predicted model, not a curated record